This is a messenger RNA of Dipodomys ordii (Ord's kangaroo rat), 2879 nucleotides long. RefSeq names its product eukaryotic translation initiation factor 3, subunit B (gene Eif3b). The record is from RefSeq and is a predicted model, not a curated record. NCBI's taxonomy places the organism in Eukaryota, Metazoa, Chordata, Mammalia, Rodentia, Heteromyidae. Gene Ontology annotation, biological process: translational initiation. The transcript has 18 exons. Bases 55 to 2436 code for a protein of 793 amino acids. Gene Ontology annotation, cellular component: eukaryotic translation initiation factor 3 complex. Gene Ontology annotation, molecular function: translation initiation factor activity; RNA binding; translation initiation factor binding.
UCGGAAGCACGGCGGGUGGCGGCGGUGCCCCGAGUGAGAGACCGCGCGAGGCCCAUGCAGGACGCGGAGAACGUGGCGGCGCCCGAGGCGGCCGAGGAGCGGGCUGAGCCCACGCGGCAGCAGCAGCCGGCAGCCGAGCCGCCUCCCGAGGAGGAGUCGGCAGGGUCUGGCUCACCCGGGGUGGCAGUGACUGCGGACGCCGACGAAGAGACGGCGGCCGAGUCGGAGGCCGAGGUGAGGGCCGAGCGGGCGGAGGAAGACGCGCCAGCCCCCGACGGGUCGCCCCCGCCGCGGUCCCCCGAGGAGGCCGCCCCGAAGGUCGAGACCCUUGCUCCGGCUCAGGCCGAUGGUCCUGGGGAGCAGGCCGAUGAACAGUCCCUCGAUGGCCCAGCCAGUGGGUCGGCUGAGGAGGCGAGCGGUCCCGAGGCCGGCGCGGCCGAGGCUGAGCCGCAGGCAAUAGAGAACGGCGAGGCGGACGAGCCUUCCUUCAGCGACCCCGAAGACUUCGUGGACGACGUGAGCGAGGAAGAAUUACUCGGGGACAUACUGAAAGACCGGCCCCAGGAGGCAGAUGGAAUUGAUUCUGUGAUUGUAGUAGACAAUGUUCCUCAGGUGGGUCCAGACCGACUUGAGAAACUCAAAAAUGUCAUCCACAAGAUCUUUUCCAAGUUUGGGAAAAUCACAAAUGACUAUUAUCCUGAAGAGGAUGGAAAGACAAAAGGAUACAUUUUUCUGGAAUAUGCGGCCCCUGCCCAUGCUGUGGAUGCUGUGAAAAAUGCCGAUGGCUACAAGCUGGACAAGCAACACACGUUUCGGGUCAACCUAUUCACCGACUUUGACAAGUAUAUGACCAUCAGUGACGAAUGGGACAUUCCAGAGAAACAGCCUUUCAAAGACCUGGGAAAUCUGCGUUACUGGUUGGAAGAGGCAGAAUGCAGAGAUCAAUAUAGUGUGAUUUUUGAGAGUGGAGACCGUACAUCCAUAUUCUGGAAUGAUGUGAAAGAUCCUGUGUCAAUUGAAGAGAGAGCAAGAUGGACAGAGACGUACGUCCGUUGGUCCCCGAAGGGCACCUACCUGGCUACCUUUCAUCAGAGAGGUAUUGCUCUCUGGGGAGGAGAGAAGUUCAAGCAGAUCCAGAGAUUCAGCCACCAAGGGGUCCAGCUUAUUGACUUCUCCCCUUGUGAAAGAUACUUGGUGACAUUUAGCCCCUUGAUGGAUACUCAGGAUGACCCUCAGGCCAUCAUCAUCUGGGACAUCCUUACUGGGCACAAGAAGAGAGGUUUCCACUGCGAGAGCUCAGCCCAUUGGCCUAUUUUCAAAUGGAGCCAUGAUGGUAAAUUCUUUGCAAGGAUGACCCUCGAUACCCUUAGCAUCUAUGAAACACCGUCUAUGGGCCUUUUGGACAAGAAGAGUUUGAAGAUCUCUGGAAUAAAAGACUUCUCUUGGUCUCCUGGUGGUAAUAUAAUCGCCUUCUGGGUCCCAGAAGACAAAGAUAUUCCAGCCAGGGUGACCCUGAUGCAGCUUCCCAGCAGACAGGAGAUUCGAGUGCGGAAUCUGUUCAAUGUGGUAGACUGCAAGCUGCACUGGCAGAAGAACGGAGAUUACUUAUGUGUCAAAGUCGAUAGGACUCCCAAAGGCACCCAGGGUGUUGUUACAAAUUUUGAAAUCUUCCGAAUGAGAGAGAAGCAGGUGCCUGUGGAUGUGGUUGAAAUGAAAGGUGCCCUCCUGGGGCAGGCCUGGCACUGUAUCUUGGCCAUAAAACUGGGCGUGCAGUCUUCACCCAGCGUGGCUUUCCUUUCAGAGAUGUUCGACAAGCAGCAGGCUAACACCAUCUUCUGGAGUCCCCAGGGGCAGUUUGUUGUGCUGGCCGGGCUGAGAAGCAUGAACGGGGCCUUGGCAUUUGUGGACACCUCAGACUGCACCGUUAUGAACAUCGCCGAGCACUACAUGGCCUCUGACGUAGAGUGGGAUCCGACUGGGCGCUAUGUGGUCACCUCUGUGUCCUGGUGGAGCCAUAAGGUAGACAACGCUUACUGGCUGUGGACAUUCCAAGGACGCUUACUGCAGAAGAAUAACAAGGACCGCUUCUGCCAGCUGCUCUGGAGACCACGGCCCCCAUCACUUCUCAGCCAGGAGCAGAUAAAGCAAAUAAAGAAGGAUCUGAAGAAAUACUCAAAGAUCUUUGAGCAAAAGGAUCGUCUGAGCCAGUCCAAAGCUUCAAAGGAACUGGUGGAAAGAAGACGAACCAUGAUGGAGGAUUUCCGGAAAUACCGGAAAAGGGCCCAAGAACUCUACAUGGAACAGAAAAAUGAGCGUCUGGAACUGCGAGGAGGGGUGGACACUGACGAGCUGGACAGCAACGUGGAUGACUGGGAGGAGGAGACCAUAGAGUUCUUUGUCACCGAGGAGGUCAUUCCUCUUGGGAGCCAGGAAUGAGCAAGCACUGUGUGUCGCUAUGCUCCACCCUGGAACCGAGGCCGUCCUGUACAGAAAGUGGCAGGGCCCCUGGACCUCACCUGUGUGUGCUCUGGAUGUGGGCACCCCUGGGCUCUUCCACCCCGACACAGCCUUGUGCCUUUAAAGCCCUGGUGUCCACAGUGGGGUUCGGUACUGCUUUCACAUUUUCUGUUUGGGUUUCUUCGACCACCACGUUCACUGUAUGGACUCUGCAGUGCCCUGCUGACUCCUUUCACUCCUGCUGCCAGGGACGUGGCCAGGGCUUUGUCCAGCUCAGCGUCUCUUCCACCUGCUGUCCCAUGCACCAGCCAGUGCCUGGUUCUGGAGAGCAGAUACCUGCCCCGGACAUGCCUCGGCCAGCCAGGUGUGGCUGGUUCUCUUUGCAGGUGAACAUGCAAAUAAAAACAAACCUGUAUGAAAAA